UUUAACCUUAACCUCUGUUUAUUGUCAUUCCAUUUCCAAACAAGGUUGUUCUUUUAAUGAUUCAUAUACUCUAGGGAUCUUCCAAAAAAGUUUGUUCCUUUUUAGUAGAUUUAGUGUUCUGUAAACUAGGCUUGUUUGGUUUGUUAAAAUGUCGUUUUCUUUAGUGAAAGGAAGCUGACUUCACUACCCUUUGAAUUCUCUAUUUUCUGUUAUUUUUGUUGCAUGACUUAUUUUAUGGCAUUGUUUAUUAUGGGAAAUCUUUACUGGGUCGGUUUAAGAUUAACAUUCUGAAGCUUAGAAUACCAGUUGAUGUAUUAUAUGUAUGUAUAUGUUCAGUUAUGACUUAUGCGUGCUCUUGCUGGUUUCAUGAUGCACAGUUGGAUUAGGAAAGGAACUCAAAUCAAUUUAAAAUCAUGGGAUUGGAUUCUAUUUUAUACUCAUCACACAAUCUAAUCAUGUUUUUGAAGCAUUUCCUUUAGCAAGAAGAAUCAUAGGAUUAGAGUCCAGUCAGUCCACCAUCUCCUCCUCCGUUCUUUAGUUGGCGAUGUUUGUAUGGCAAUUGAUUGUGCUUCCAUAAUCUGCUUACAUAUUCCUAGUUAGUUAGAUACUGCUUUGUCUAUUACCAAAGAACAGAAGAUCAUAUCUUGCAAGUUUGAACUGAAACUAACGAGGACAAAUGAUUGCAAUUAAACUACCUAAUUGAUACUCUAUACUUCGGUUGGUGCCCUGCCACAACAGUUCAUUUUUACGCUACCUGUGACUACAAUCUAAAAGUUUAACUGAUAGUCAUGCUUUAAUCAUAUUAGUAGGGUCAGUUGGUCCUUUCGUAUGACGAACACACUAUAUCAGUGUGCUUUAUACUCUCCUGGGUGUCUUAUUUAGAUUCUUAACUUCUGUUACACCCGCAGGUGGCCUUUCUUCAUCUCUUUUCUUGGAUUGAUAUUUCCGACUUCUCGCUUAUACGGCUGACACUCUUGCUAAGUAGGGAGCCAUGAACUUAGAAGUUUGAGAUACUUUAGUAACGUUAAUUUACUUUCCAUUCUUUUGAGCUCUUUGACAUAAGGUGUGGUGUUUCCUUUUCUCUUCUUUAAAAGACAUUACUAAAAUAUCUUUGAUCAUUUAUUUAUAUGUAUCUUGCAGGUGUAACAAUAUUCAUCCAAACAGGAACAGAGAUGGGUCACGAAUUCAAAGCUUGUGUGGAAUGCACUGAGAAGUGUUUGCUGGUUCAUGGGAACAAGAGUGAUGCUUCACCUGUUAUAACUUCUUUUGUCACAGUCAUGUCUGGAAACGAGUUUUCUAAAUUUAUGGAAUUGCCUCCAAAUGUUGCUCGUGCUGUGUCUUUGGCUGAUCAAUCGACUGUCAUUGAAGAUUCACAGGGGCUGCGAUGGAAUGUUGCAAUCUCAAGUAUGGAUGGCUCCUUUGCUUUUCAUCAUGGAUGGAAUGCUUUUUCAUUAGAUCAUGACCUACAACUAGGAAAUAUUCUGGUCUUCACUUACAUUAGGGGUUCACAUUUUGCUGUUAAAAUCUAUGAUAACUCUGGGUGUGAACUAAGUUCUUUUGAGACCGAUCAGAAGAAAAGAAAAAGGGAUGACAGAGAUUCUAUUUUCAAAGGUGGUUGGUGCUAUGCAACUGAUAAAAGUUCAAUGAGCAAAGACGGUUCAGGCACCUGUGGUUGCUCAGAUGCAGAGAUAAGUAAACGGUUGGAUGAAGUGAAUGGCAAGGGGAAAGCUCCAAUCACCACACAGUUUGCUUCAAAUUGUGAUGAUAGAAAGGAAGCUGGCUCCGUUAACAGCCCAGUGGCUAAAGAUGUAGGGAGUACAGUAAUUCCUUCAGAUGGAUCUGAGUUGGAAAGGACUCUGAAAAAUAGCGAUCAUGAAGUCAAGGUAAAAAAGGAAGAACCUUCUGAAAUACAUUCAUGCACCGAGACCUCUGGAGAACUCUUAUCAACACUUGCUGUAAUUCCGGAAGAAAAUGAAGAGACCAUCUCUGCUGUGUCAACCAGAGCUACAAAAAAAUGCCGCACUGGCGAUGGAUCAGGAGGUGAGGAAGCGAUUUCAAGAGAUCAGAGGCUCAAACCCGAUCAUCCCACUUUUGUUGUCAUGAUGCAAGAACCCUCCUACCUUACAACUGCCUUGAAACUUGAUAUAAACUUUGCCCAAAAAUAUGAUUUAUCGAGACGCAAUGUUAACCUACAGAUUCCAAAUGGGAGCACUUGGCCUGUUAUUUGCUCUGUCACCAGCGAAGACGGAAUCCGCUACACCAGCGAAGGAGUUGCAAGACACCGCUAUCCCAGUUGGUGUAUCAGAGAAGAAGUUGCAAGAAUCCGCUAUCGUGGUUGGAUAAAAUUUGCAACAGACAAUGGGCUGCAAGUAGGGGAUACUUGUGUGUUUGAGAUGGUAAAGCAGCAGCCUGAAAUAACGUUCUUAGUUCACAUAAUCCGAGCUACUUACGCUACUAAGCUCCAUUUCAACAAUAUUUCCCAGAACAUGAAGUUACGAAGAAUUCCGUAGUUUCUGCAUUUCUAUUUUGGAAGAACUAGUAUUUGCAUUAUUGGUGUUUUUGGAACCUGAAACACGUUGAAUGAAAGAGGAUAUGUUUAGUUACCUACCGAAAUGUAAUUCCAGGUUAAAUUUGCUUGAAACAGAAAUACUCCCAUGAGUUGCACCCUGAUUUAUGGUUGAUAAUUUUCAGUAGUUAUUACUGAAGAUGCAUCAGCAGACAGCA
Messenger RNA from Rosa rugosa (rugosa rose), 2724 nucleotides. Its product is annotated as B3 domain-containing protein Os11g0197600-like. Gene Ontology annotation, molecular function: DNA binding. The coding region runs from base 1128 to 2510 and encodes 460 amino acids. NCBI's taxonomy places the organism in Eukaryota, Viridiplantae, Streptophyta, Magnoliopsida, Rosales, Rosaceae. The record is from RefSeq and is a predicted model, not a curated record. The transcript has 4 exons.